Molecule: messenger RNA, 5078 nt
Organism: Biomphalaria glabrata
Lineage: Eukaryota; Metazoa; Mollusca; Gastropoda; Planorbidae
Product: dual specificity calcium/calmodulin-dependent 3',5'-cyclic nucleotide phosphodiesterase 1C-like
Exons: 23
Coding region: 244-4191 (1315 amino acids)
Biological process (GO): signal transduction
Molecular function (GO): 3',5'-cyclic-AMP phosphodiesterase activity
Source: RefSeq, a predicted model, not a curated record
UCGUGUGGAAAUUUCGAAAAAAAAAAAACCAUAACAAAAAACAAACAACUAGAUCUAGUGUGUUUUUUGUGUGUUGAUGAAAAAAUACAAGUGUUCAAGUCGUGCUCCUACUUUCAGUCGAGGAUUUUGUUGACUUCUCGUCUCUGUCUCUUAUCUUAUUUUCAUCGGAAUUAUAAGUGUCUGUGGAUUAUUAUAUUUCAGAAUUGUUCGUUCCUCAGUCCCAUGAAGUUGUGACGCGCCUAGAUGGGCUGCUCUGCAUCCUCCACGGCGGCAGCGCUGAGCCAAGCAGACGACACGGCCAAGAAAGACGGGAUGGAUAAAAAUAGCAACAAGGACAAGGUCGCCGCCAGGAAAAAUAGGGUCUCCGUGUACAGCAAGGGCAAAGUUUCGGACGGAACCACUCCCACUCAAGCGAUCAGGCUGUCCACCAAGACACCUAAAGAGCCUGUGCCCCCGGAAAGAACUUCAGAUCAAGUGACGUCCGCUUCUCUCAAGAAGAGCCCGAAUGCCGGCACUAGGUCAACAUUGAGAAAUGAAGGAAACAACAAAGUGCACAACGCUACUUUACCGGAUAUAUCGAACACCAGAGAUCCUAAACGUCCUCCGGUUACUGUAAAAACCAUACAGACCAUAGACCAUUCCAGAAAAAACUGUUUCCUGACCAAAAGUGGAGAUAUCGACCACAUCAUCAAAGAGGAACCCGCUGAUAAGAUCCAGCAGGUUACGCCCUUGCCAAAGAGGGAAAGUAUCGCCUUGAACAAGGUUGUACCAGUCAACAACAGUUCACCAGUCAAAAAUUCCCACUCCACGCGGUCCCCUACUAAACAUUUCCAAGCCAAAUUGUCGCCUGUAAAAAUACUGCCACUUGGUUCUUCGCAGGUUAAAACGGACCUCAAGGAGGAAACGCCUCUGGCGGAAUUGAUAGAAGAUUCAAACAAAACCGGUUCCGAGAUAGAGGUUCCGCCAGAUUUAAGCUUACAUAAUGUCACUGUUAUAGAAGUCAAGGCUCCAGUAGAUAAAACGACCCCAAACAAGGAGGAAAAAUCGGUGCCUUUAUUGCCUCAAUGUGAGAGCCCUGUUAGAGUUUGCAAGGAAAACAAAAACAUUUUGAACGAAAGUUUAAUAGAUAUGAAAGUGGACAGUCCAUCCAAUACAAUUAACGAAGAGGUUAUUUCAGUUGAGCAGUCGGAAACGAUAAUAGAGCCGACAGCCGAGGCCCUGCGUGAAGAUGGCUCUGAAGAAAAACGAAAAUCCUCAAGGGCGAAACCCUACAGCGCCCACCACCCGCAUCAUCACCAUCAUCACCGCCACCACUCUAACAAUAAACCAGACCCCAAGACGCCAGCUUCGCUGCUGCCCUCGUCAGCAAACUCAGUUACGGAUACUGACACCAGCGUCAAAGCAGCUUCCCCGGAGAAAACCAUCAGGAUCAAGUCUCAAGACGAGAAGACCAAGUUCGUCUUCAAGACGGUGAAAUCCCGGGACGAGCCCGAUGGAGGGGAUGGAGUAACCCGGGACAUCCUCAUCCAGACUGACGUCAUCUCCACCAAUGAGAAUAACGAGAAGACGAAAAAGAAAUUAUUAAUAAAGAUGAGAAAAGUCGGAAGCAAAGGUAGCACAACUAGUAUAAGAGUGUCAAGGCCGAAACUAAAUUUGGAUAAGAAACCCAAGCUGGAGAAAAUUAAGUCUGUGGACAAAGAGAAGGAAAUACCAGAAGGCGAGGAGGUCACGUCUUCAUCUCCAGAGAAAGUUGCCAAUCCCCCAGAGAGGUCAAAGGAUGACUGCAAUGUUGGCACUAGGAAUGGACAAUUGUCACGUACCGGGUCACUCACGGUUCUCCGUCGGACUAACUCACGGAAAACCGGAAGUAGCAGUAGUCGCGCCAGCAGCAUCAGCAUGGAGAGUAUUGAUAGCUAUGCCAGCGCUGAUCUUGGUGUGGACAAACUGCCCCCGGUGGAGACUUCAGAAGCCUUGCACGCCUGCUCCCUCAGAUUACGUAACCUGGUGAGGCGGCUGGAGAAAGAGGACCUCAACAAGGAGGACAUGAAGAAGAAUCUGGAGUACGCAGCCAAUGUCCUGGAGACAGUGUACAUUGAUGAAACCAGAGAAAAAGGGUCAUCAUCCAUUUCGUCAUCAGCGUCUCUCUCCGCUACAGCGAGUGAUGACACACGAAAAUAUCGAGCUUUGCUACCUCGGAGGUUAUGCGAAGAGGAUGAUGAGCUUAGUGAAGUUGAGCCAGACGCAGUCCCGACAGAAGUGCGGGAUUGGUUAGCCCUAACCUUUACUAGGUCCAUGUCCAACAUGAAACGAAGAGGAGAAGACAAGCCCCGCUUCAGGAGUGUGGCCCAUGCUAUAAGGGCUGGAAUAAUGGUAGACAGAAUUUACAGGAGAAUGUCCAGCUCCGUUGGUCUUCAUGUUCCACCGCAUGUUCUCAUGUUAUUGAAGAACUUAGAUGACUGGUCCUUUAAUGUUUUUGCUGUAAAUGAAGCCGCAGAUGGACACAGCCUCAAGUUUGUUGGCUAUGAACUUCUACAGAAAUAUGACCUCAUUACAAAAUUUAAGAUCAACACUCAGAUGCUGGAGAGCUUCCUCUUUGCCCUGGAAAAUGGUUACAGUAAAUACAAAAACCCUUAUCACAAUUUGAUGCAUGGAGCAGAUAUUGCUCAAACAGUACAUUAUGUUUUGUCUCAGAGUCGGCUUGCGCAACUGCUAACAGAUUUAGAAGUGUUUGCUACUUUGAUAGCCGCAUUAAUACAUGACUACGAGCAUACGGGCACCACAAACAAUUUUCACAUAAAUACUUGUUCUGAUGUUGCUUUGUUAUAUAAUGACCGAGCAGUCUUAGAGAAUCACCAUAUAAGUGCAGCAUUUAGGUUGGUAAGGGAGGAGGAACACAAUAUUUUAUGCAAUCUUAGCAAAGAGGAGUACAGGGAUUUCCGGUCACUAGUGAUAGAUAUGGUCCUGGCCACCGAUAUGUCUUUCCACUUUCAACAGAUAAAAAACAUGAAGAGCUUGCUCGGAAUGCCUGAAAAUAUUGAAAAGUCCAAAGUUUUAUCCCUGGUCUUGCAUUGUGCUGACAUCAGUCACCCUGCUAAAGAUUGGGAACUUCAUGAAAAAUGGACAGGCUUCUUAUUAGAGGAAUUCUUCAGACAGGGAGAUAGAGAACAAGAACUUGGUUUGCCGUUCUCACCCCUCUGUGAUAGAAAAAAUACACUAGUUGCUGAAAGCCAAAUAGGUUUUAUAGACUUUAUUGUAGAUCCGAGCUUCCAGGUGAUGGGGGACAUGCUGGAGAAAGUAAUGUCUCCCUUGCACCAACAGGGUUCAAACCCCGGACUUAGCAUAAGGAAUAUUGAUGAGGCCAUCUCAGAAGAGGUGUUUGAGAAUAAAGAAAAGAGAGACAAGUCUACGAGUACCUCUAGUUUGUGUAGUAGGCCAGGCACACCCAAAUCCCCAGCCUCUCCAUAUGGACGGUUUGAAUUAAAACGCCCCUGGGUUGAGUGUCUGACACAGAACAAGAGCCUUUGGAAAUUACGAGCUCAAAAAGAUGCUGAAGAAAGAGAAAAAGCAAAGCAAUGUGCCUCUAGGGAUGAAAACCAGAACAUGGGAGAGGAUGCUGGUGACCAGCUUGGCACCAAUAAUUCAGCCACAGCGGCCACUGUUCAGUCCACAUCGUCCAUCGCCACAUCAGCCUCAUCCCCGUCAUCGUCAUUUUCUUCCACCUCCUCUGUGACGCCCAAGCCCAAGCUUUCCCCUAAGCCUGUGUUCCCUCCCCUGAAAGCGCCCUCCCACAGCGGCACCAUGGGAAGCUAUGGCCAUGGGGGGAAACACAACAUAUCCAAGGAUGCAACUAUUAGAAAUACCUCAGUGGAGUCGAAAGUUCAUGUUCACGUCCACCGUCAGACGUCCACUACUGGUCUACUAACUCCACUACGUCUUGGGUCAGUGGAAGAACGGAAGAAGAAGCCUACAAGCCACGCGGACAAGAGUCCAGACAGAACUAGCGAGACCCAAGACGACGAGGUCUUCAAACCUAGCAGAAGCCCCAACACGGACAGCAGAAAAAGCACCUUUGACCUUUCCUCGGAGUCAAGGUUUCACGGUACGCGCUUGGAGAACUUACCGGAAGCAGCCUCGUUUUCAAUCUCUGACGAGCAGGAGAAUCAAAACAAUGAUCAGACGUCGACAACAUAAAAGAUAUUUCUGUUAUGAAGAGAGAGAGAGAGAGUUUGCAUGUUUAGGAAUGAGAGAAGAAUAAGCUUGGAAUAUGAAUAUCUGAAUCGAAGUAUUGAAAAGCCCUAAAAGCUGGUUUGUGUGCUGUUCGUAUAAAUCUUUCCUUCCUUUUAAGGUUGAAAAUUGGCAUGAAUAAUUUACUACAUAAUUAUUGUAUAUCUUGUACAUAAUUAACCGUUUUAUUUAUUAUUCCAAUAACCUCUUACUACCGGAAACUAGUGUGUUUCAACUAAUCAUAACUUUAGCCAAGACAAUCACGUGAUAUUAGUAAUUUUUUUUUAACUUUAAUGAUUUCUUUUUAAAAGAGAGCCUGAAGUUUUAGAGAAUAUUGCGGAUCGUUUCAAGUGUGAAAGGGUAACUCAUUGUGAUUGAACCUUUUAGGAGUCACUAGGUUUAAAAGUUGUAACCCUUUAUUAUACAUUCAUUCAACAAAAAGAAACCUACUCAUGUUUUAUAGCUGCAAAUAUAUGCUAAUUAGAUCAAACAUUGACUUAAAUGCUGGGGUCUUGUGUAAAUUGUCAACAAAAGACCCAUACCUGCGAACAUGGGCGUAGUCAAUAGGGGUUCACCCCCUUCCACCGAAAUAUAAGAUACCCCCCAGAAAUAUUUUACACAGAUACGUUUUCCUGCCAGUCGCUAAAGUAAUAAAGUAAUUUUACAAGAAUUCAAGCAACAGCCUGAGAAAAAAAUCUAAAGCAAAUCUACAGUUACCUAAUUUCUGGGGGGAAAGGGUUAAUGGUACAACCCAUGAAACGAUAAAGCAAAACUACAGUUACCUAAUUUCUGGGGGGGAAAGGGUUAAUGGUACAACCCAUGAAGCGAUAAAGCAAAACUACAGUCACCUAAUU